Adineta steineri is the source of this 744-nucleotide messenger RNA. The record is from the annotation of a GenBank genome assembly. Lineage: Eukaryota; Metazoa; Rotifera; Eurotatoria; Adinetida; Adinetidae.
AUGAGAUAUACAACAAUAUCAUCUAAAUCUGGUCCAAUAUUUCGAAUGAGUACAUUUCGUAAUGAUGAAGUAUUGGUAUCUGAAUCAAUCGAACAUCUUCCAUCAAUUCGAAUCAUUAUGGUAAUCAUAUGUUUUCUUAUUGGUAUUGGUACAUUAAUUAAUUUAAUAGUCACAUAUAUUAAAUAUAAAUUAAUCUUCAAACAAAGUUUAUUCUAUAGAAUAAUAGUACCAUUCUUAUUAUUUUUAAAUAUUAUAUUUCAUGUUUCACAUUAUGCUCAUAAUAUUUAUGAUCCUGCAGGAUACCAUGAACCAAAAUUUCUCUAUAGAAAAAUAGUUUUUAGUGAAAUGGAACAAACAUUUUUAUUUAAUUUUCCUCUAUCAAUUUUAUUUAUGAUUGCAACUCGAAAAUUAUUAUUAUGUUGUACGAAACAACCAACAAAAUCUUUGAAUAUGUUUAUUGUAGUCGCAUUAUAUUGUUUAUUAUCAAUGAUUAGUGGAGGACAUUAUAUACAUGAACCACCAUCGAGUUUUUCAUUAAUACAUAAUAUAACUAUUUCAGGUGAAACAAUCGUUGCAUUUCUAUUAUUUAUUGUUGCAUUAUGUAUUCAUCGAUCAAUUACAAAUAAAAUUAACAAACGUCGAUAUAAUCGAUUAGUAACCGAUGAAGAUAUAUCAAAUUCAAAUGAUCCAUUGUCAAUAAGUCAACAACGACCAUUAAAAAGCAAGAUGAGUGAUAAUGAAUAA